This is a messenger RNA of Paracoccidioides lutzii Pb01, 375 nucleotides long. RefSeq lists its product as hypothetical. Bases 1 to 375 code for a protein of 124 amino acids. The record is from RefSeq and is a predicted model, not a curated record. The transcript has 2 exons.
AUGAAUGGUGGGCUGGCCCAUAUAGAACAGAUGACCUUGCCAAGGCAAAGAGAGGGUUUUCUCCCUAUCCUGGGUUGUCUGGAUAUUGGAACUGGAGAGAUGGAAAGUGUGUACGAAGCGCGGGAAGAUGUGAUGGUUGGCGACGCACUAGAAUUAGAAACAGUUGAUGAUGGAAUGAAGACAACCGCCGUUUUGCCUUGGUCGGUUGAGCAGAAGUUUAAGCCUUCAGCAAAGAUUGUCACAGACAAGCAGACCCUAGCAGCAAAUAUGGUUGUGGAAUUCUGGAUGGUUGAGAUGGGAUUGAUGCGACGGCACGAAAAUGUAAAAGUCAAGCCCAGCAAGACCAAUAACCUGGUGACAAUUCGGACAAGUUGA